AUGCACCACCCUCUCCCGACGCAGGUGUUCUCCGUCAGCACACAGUGCCUGCAUAUUUAUAAAAACCCUGGUUUGUUUGGUGGUUUAGCACGUCGUAUAGUCUCGAAAAUGAACCCUGCUCCCUACUCGACCUCCAAUGGCUGCCCGGUGUUCAACCCGUAUGCCUCGCAACAGAUUGGCACUCCGGGGCCUCUUCUCCUUCAGGACCACCACCUGAUUGACCUGCUCGCCCACUUUGAUCGUGAGCGUAUUCCCGAGCGAGUUGUCCACGCCAAGGGAUCUGGUGCCUUUGGGUACUUUGAGGUCACUGACGAUGUCUCCGACCUCACCAAGGCCGCUUUUCUCAAUGGCGUCGGCAAGAAGACCCGUACUUUUACUCGUUUCUCCACCGUCGGUGGUGAGAUGGGUUCCGCGGAUGCUGCUCGUGAUCCUCGUGGCUUUGCAACUAAGUUCUACACCGAGGAGGGCAAUAUCGACUGGGUCUACAACAACACCCCGAUUUUCUUCAUCCGCAACCCGUCCAAGUUCCCGCUUUUCAUUCACACCCAGAAGCGCAACCCGCAAACCCACCUCAAGGACCCUGACAUGUUCUGGGACUACCUUGUGCAGAAUCAGGAGGCCGUCCACCAGCUGAUGGUGCUGUUUUCAGACCGUGGCACUCCCGCUGACUUCCGCCACAUGCACGGUUAUUCCGGCCACACCUACAAAUGGGUCAAGAAGGACGGCUCGUUCAACUAUGUUCAGAUUCACAUGAAGGCUGACCAGGGCAUCAAGACUCUGAACAAUGAGGAGGCCACUAAAAUGUCAGGUGAGAACCCUGACCACGCGCAGGAGGACCUUUUCCGAGCCAUUGAGCGCGGCGAGUUCCCCUCGUGGACCUGCUACGUCCAGGUGAUGAGCCCCCAGGAGGCUCGCCAGCAGAACUUCAGCGUCUUCGACCUGACCAAGACCUGGCCCCAGUCCAAGUUCCCUCUUCGUCGCUUUGGUCGUCUUGUUCUUGACCGCAACCCGGACAAUUACUUUGCUGACGUCGAGCAGGCUGCUUUCUCGCCCUCCAACACCGUCCCUGGUGUCGAGCCCUCUGCUGACCCGGUUCUGCAGUCGCGUCUUUUCUCCUACCCCGAUACUCACCGUCAUCGCUUGGGUGCUAACUUUUACCAGAUCCCGGUCAAUCGUUGCCCUGUUGCGCACAAUCCAUUCAUCCGCGACGGUCCUAUGUCUGUUGACGGCAACAACGGUGCUGAGCCCAACUAUCCCUCGUCGUUCGCUCCUAUGCCCUAUCGUCAGGACUUGAACCCGUCCAACACCCUCAGCGAGGAGUGGCACGGUGCCGCUACCUCUUUCCACUGGCAGGCCACCGACGCCGACUUUGAGCAGGCUGGCCAGCUGUGGGAGGUGUUUGGCCGCACCAACCAGCAGGAUGCCCUUGUCCAUAAUCUGUCCGUCCACGUCCAGGGCGCCAAGCCCCAUAUCCAAGACCAGGUCUUUGCUAUGUUCGCUCGCGUCAACCCUGAGUUGGGUCGCCGUCUGCGAGCUGCCACUUUGGCCCUGGCUCCUCGCAAGCAACCUAAUAUGUAA
This is a messenger RNA of Wickerhamiella sorbophila, 1578 nucleotides long. Its product is annotated as Peroxisomal catalase. Gene Ontology annotation, cellular component: mitochondrion; peroxisome; cytoplasm. The record is from RefSeq and is a predicted model, not a curated record. The transcript has a single exon. NCBI's taxonomy places the organism in Eukaryota, Fungi, Ascomycota, Dipodascomycetes, Dipodascales, Trichomonascaceae. The coding region runs from base 1 to 1578 and encodes 525 amino acids. Gene Ontology annotation, biological process: response to hydrogen peroxide; hydrogen peroxide catabolic process. Gene Ontology annotation, molecular function: catalase activity; heme binding.